UGGAUAUUGAGGUAGCGCGUAUGUUAAACGUAGCGCUGCGAUCCCGUAGUUUAGAUUACCAGUGUCUUAAUUUAAUGCUUGUAUUAUUUCUGACUGCUGUCGAUAUCUUUAAUAAAUAUAUAUAAAACUACCCACCUGACGCAAUUCUCUGACAUUCAAUGUUAUUCUUUCUUGUCCUAAAUACUUUCCCAUCGCCUUAUUAUAAGUUGCUCUGAAUCAAGCAUUGUCAUAAUAUGGAAAAUACGAACGUAAAAAGAUCCCGACGUUUUAACCCUUUUAAUGGGAAUGUUAAUGAACACUAUAGUGUUAUAUCCUCUCUGUAUGAUGUUUCACCCGUCAAAAAUCCAAGAGAAAAAGGGUUCUUAGAAUUUCUAUCUAGUGAUUACUUCAGCUUGCCAUUCGAACACGUUAAUGAGAAUUCAUCAGUGGAGGAGUUAAAGGAUGCAAUCUUCAACUGCAAACACAUGUUCUUGGCUUUGUCUAACGAGUCAUCGGAUGGAAAAGCUCGCUUACUAGAUCGGUUGAUUGAAUUACGGAGGAUUUUACAGGAUGUUAAGGAGUUCUCAGACACUUCGACAAAACCAAGUUGGUGUUCUUUUGGAUCUGCACCUUCAAUUUUUCCAAAUCGAUCAUUAUUAUCACGCAACUUAUUUCAGGUAUCUCUACCAAGCUUGCCCCGGUUUAUUAGUCCAGAAGGUUCCUGUUCAUCUAUAAACCAUACUUCACUCUCUGGUGGCCAUGACUUCCGAAGGGUUUCUGUGGUUCGUUAUCUGGGAGAAACUUGUGAAUGUUGUGGACAUAUAAUUCGUCGUCCGGCUGGUAAGAUAUUAUGUUGUCGGACAUGUGGUGUUAUGUGUCAUUUUGAUGGGUGUCUUGAUAGUUUAACACGUCGGUGUCCAGGUGCAUUAAUUUUACCCAGUACUACAACCAAACACCAUUUGGGAUGUCGGCGUUUUCGGACAGAAAGUGAAAGUGGUACUCACAACAAACCGAAGUUACAUCCUGUUGGAGUUACCUUAUUGGAUACUAGACAUCGUAUUUCUUUUAAACAUUUGGAGGUUUCCAAUCUAUCUUUCCUUGCAGCAGAUCUGACUUUGCAAUCAUGGACUUGUGCAGAAUGCCUGAGACCCAUUUACUCUACAUCAUCGAAUUCAGCUUUGUCAGAACAUUCGAAUACAUAUAUCCCCAGUAAAACCACCAACAAAGUCCUUGAAACGGGUAUUGGUCUACUCGUUGGAAAAGCUUUUGAAGAUAUAUUACCAAAACACAACUCUAUGUAUCAUAUGAUGUCUCAGCCAAAUUCUCGACAGUUUUCUUUACCUACCUCUUUAUUCAAACCUAUUUCUGCAGAUCCAUUUGUAGUAGAAUCCAGUCAGUCAACUGAUAACUCUAAUCACUACUCUGUUUUUCCUUCGCGUACCACUUUCGAACCGAUCCAGACAUGGUAUGAUGCGCGUGUAAUGGAGGCAUUUAGAAAAGUUGGUUCUCGAAUCUCAUCAUCCCCAUUUAUUAAAACGCAAAACGGACACUUAAAAAUAGAAAAACAAACAAGUGACUUAAAUAUAUUAGAGAAUUAUGCUGCAGACACUUCGUGCACUAUGGAUGCUGCCCGUUUAUGCUACUACUCGGGAUAUUUUUAUUGUUCUAGGUGUCAUUGGGGAGACACUUACCAAAUUCCAUCAUGGAUGUUUGUUCUGGGUGAUUAUAAACCCAAACCGGUCUGUCGAACCGCGUACCUGUGGCUGAAUUAUGCUUGGUCACGUCACUUAUUUCGCGUCCCUUUAUCAUGGUAUUACCAUGAGCCUUUGGCUCGACAAGUAUUUUCUAUUCGUACGAGGAUUUUUAGACUACAACCAUAUUUCAGUAUAUGUUCAGAUGCCAAAAGUUACACGUUUGAUUUUGAAAAAUGUGGUCUUGAAUGGCUUCUCGAGCAACCAUAUACAUUCACCAUGGAUCUAAUAAGUCAAGUAUUGAACGGGAAACUAAUUGUACAGUUAACAAAUUUCUUAUCUAAAGUAGACGAACACAUUGAGCAGUGUCAGUCCUAGUUUCGUAUGAACCGGAGCCAGUAGAUUUCUAUCAUUAUCUUUUUCUUGUGAUUGUUUUAUUUCAAUAUAACCAAAUCAUUUUACAUCGUCUAGGUAUGUGAAACUCAUAUCCCGAGGUAUUGUGUAGUUUGCAAUGAGGGACCUACACGCCCAUAUCAUACGAAAAUGGCAUUUUGUAAUCAAUGUAAAAAAUCAUGUCAUCGAUCCUGUUUGUCAGUGCCAUUACCUGUCUGUUUGAAAGAUACUCCAUCCCAUAUGAAUAUUCUUAAAGCCUACGGAUUAUCUGAAUCGGAUUUUAACUAUAGUGAAGCUCAUGAUGAGUGGAUCGAAGUACUUUAUCCUUCUUUAUGCGUACUAUGUAAACAGUGUGGUUCAUAUUGAAUCAACAACAUUAUUUUAUUGGACGGAUCGUUUACUCUAAUAUAUUUGUGUCAUCUGCAAACAUUCCCAACUAUUUUUAGACUAUGAUUUUCAGGAUAUCGUUGUACAUUUUCGUGAUUAGAUGCAUCUGUAUAUAUGCGAAAUAAACUCUGAAGUAUAUUCUUGAUAAUUUUUUACCUGCUUAAUUUAUGUUUACUUUCACCUUUCCUGGCAUAUUACUUUUUGUACCUUGGUUUCAUAUUCUCUACCAAAGUAAAUAUAAUGAGUUCGCUGCUGUUAAUUUAAAAUAUUUUCCUUUAUUACGAAGGAUUUAUUUCUGGCAGAAUAUUAGCUUCCCAAUCUGAAUGCUAAUAGCGAUUUGAGCUAUCUGAGCUAAAAUAAAAUUAUUAAUAAAAUACUAAUUUCGUUUACUGAUAUGCUUGUGAAGUCCAUUUACGCCGUUGUUAAAAGCAC
Molecule: messenger RNA, 2882 nt
Organism: Schistosoma turkestanicum
Lineage: Eukaryota; Metazoa; Platyhelminthes; Trematoda; Strigeidida; Schistosomatidae
Source: the annotation of a GenBank genome assembly